AUGGAUUCACCAGCAGAAGAUGUAGUUGAUUCGCGAUCGAACGUGGUUGGAAGGAAACGUGCUUUACAAUCAUCCUCGGAUCAAGGCAGAGAAGUUGUCACAAUUGAUUCUUCUUCAGAUGAAUCUGCAAGUCAACCUCGAAAGAGGGCAAAGCCAUCUUCCAACGAACCUGCCAAAGUUGAGGUCGAUCUCACAUCUUCGCCAUUGCCAAAGGAUUCGAUAGGCACUCUUACGUCUGAAGCAAAAGCUGGAUCACCGGCAACCUGGAAUCAAGGCGUACAGAGUGGACUGCGAACAUCUUUCAAGAGCAAGAAACCACUGCCGUCACAAAGCACUCCCUUGAAGCAACCAGAACAUAUCCCAAAUAAUACCAUUGAAAAAUCUCAGGGUCGAUCUGAGCAAAAGCCGAUGACCAAAAAAACAAUUUAA
Molecule: messenger RNA, 429 nt
Organism: Botrytis sinoallii
Lineage: Eukaryota; Fungi; Ascomycota; Leotiomycetes; Helotiales; Sclerotiniaceae
Exons: 1
Coding region: 1-429 (142 amino acids)
Source: RefSeq, a predicted model, not a curated record